GAGUUGAGAGGGUUCAGCCUAGAGAAGAGAAGGCUCAGGGGAGAUGUUAGAGUGGCUUCCCAGUACUUAAAGGUGGCUUUAAUGUCUUGUUCCACUGGCAGUUCUCCUGGGGAGGACAAGGGGACUUUACAGGUUUUUCUUCCCCAAGUUGUCCUGAAAAUGUAUUGGUGCUAGAGGUUAAAAUUCAGUAGCAGGUGAUGGCAAUGCCUUUGUGUUUCUCUUGACUUUUUCAGUUGGUGUCACUGCACUGGGAAGAUUGCUGAGCAGUGGACCUAGCAAGAUGCUGAUGCUGUUCCCCCUGCCUCUGCGGGUAGCCUGCAGUCUGCUUGCCUGGCUUGCUCUCUACGCUUGGUUCUGCCAUCGCUACAAGCACCGGAAUUACGAAUGGAGCUGCCGGCUGGUCACGCUGACCCAUGGCAUCCUUGCUACCUGUCUCUCUGCUUACAUCGGCUUCAUUGAUGGCCCCUGGCCUAUGAGUCACCCUGGAUCACCAAACACAGCUCUUCAGGUACACGUGCUGUGCCUUAGCUUGGGCUACUUCCUCUUCGACCUUUGUUGGUGUGUGUAUUUCCAGACGGAGGGUGCUCUGAUGCUGGCCCACCACCUGGUGAGCAUCUUGGGCAUCACGGCAUCGCUGGCACUCGGGGAGUCAGCUACAGAGGUCAACGCCGUCAUUUUUGGUAGUGAGAUCACCAACCCACUUCUGCAGGCCCGCUGGUUCCUGAAGGAGAUGGGAUGUUACCACAGUUUGACAGGUGAUGUGGUGGAUUUCUUCUUUGUGGUCCUCUUCACUGGGGUGCGGAUCGGAGUGGGGGCCUGGCUGAUGUACUGUGAGCUUGCUUCGCCCAAACCCAGGUGGUACAUUAAGCUGGGUGGCGUCAUCAUGUACGCUGUCUCCUGGGUUUUCAUGGUCAGCAUCUGUCGCUUCGCUAGGAGGAAGAGCAUGAAGAAGUACCACGCUUGGAGGAGCCGGCGGAGCGAUGAGUUAUACUUGAAAACUAACGGACAUCUGAAAAACCACUGACUGGAUCCUGAGUAAGACUUCCUCGAGUUCACAGUCUGGCAAGGAGGGGAUCGUGCCUGAAAUGCCACUGUCGGGAGAGGAGCCAACACACGUUAGAAAUUCUGCAGCCAAAUUUAUCCCUGGCAUAACUCCACUGCAAUCUGUGGAGCUAUGCCAUGGAUUCAUUGGACCUGCAGUGUUUGACCUGGCAGAGGCUGGCUCAGUGUGUACGUCAGCAUACGCUAAAUGAGAUGAGUGAAAGAAGGGCUAAUUUUACAGACUAAACAUAACUAGUCCAGCAGUGCAGGUGUAAAUAGUAAUGUUAGUAGCAAACUCCUUCAGCACUGGUAGAAUAUUGGAAGAGAGGAGAAAAUAACACUAGAUCUUCAUGUUCAGUGUCCUGUACAGUCUAGGCAUCUAGAGUGACUCUUCUUAGGGUUAGGAAGAAGCAUGUUCUAGUGUUUCAUCAGAGUUGGGAUUCCUGGCUCUUCCACCAACUCAUUAUGUGACCUUGGGCAAGUCACAUAACUCGAACUCUGUGCCUAAUUUCCCCAUCUGCAAAUUGGGGGUGAUGGAGCUGAUCCAUCUGUGCUACGCACUUUCAGAUCUUUCCUUGAGAGGUGCUAUAUAAAUGCAAAAUGAUGGUUGUUAUCUGCACUUUGUUUAUUAUCCCUGUGUUUCCUUUGGGAGAAAUGCUUUUGGUGGCUGAGCUAGAGUGUGACUCUAGGGAGAACAGUAUUUUAGGUAGGCCGUUGUUUCCUACCCUUUCUAAUUCCUUUUAAUAACUUAUUUAAUAACAUAUUUAUAACUUAUUUUUCAGUAGUGUCCAGAAGCUCCAGUCAGCACUGGCGCCUUGCAGGACUAGGUGCUCUGUGAAUACCCCCAAAGAAACAGCCCCUGAUGUGAAACGCUCUUCAGAUUUUUUUUUCCUCUCUUCUUCAUCCCUGACUGUUAAAACUCUGCCCACCCCCUCCAAAUACUGCUUUUAACUUCCUGAGUGACCCAGCGCUCUCCAUAAUGAAGAAGCCCCGUCAGGACUUGCCAGUAAGUGGUUUUCUGGCCAAUGGGCCAAGCUCUGAUUUGUCUGCAGAAUGCCAGAAUUCCCUCUGCUGUGCUUAUUGGCCCAAAUGCAGGCAUAGUGUGGAGCCUGAGACCAAACAGCAUGCCUUGAGAUUGUCAGACAAAUACUCUCCCCAAGCUGUAAGUAACUUUAAAAUACGUAAAUCCUGAGUGUUUUACUGCAGCAGUCUGCAAACAAUCUGUAGUUGCCGGUUUUGGCAAUCUGAAGGGAACAGGGGCCAGAACCUGAUUUGUCAUGCAGGCUGUAUUUCUAUUGCUCUUGAAAGUGUCAUCCCAGAUUCAGAUCAGCAUAUCUGAACCCAGAGUCUGCCACAGUGUUUGGGGGUGGUGGGCCACGGUAGGUGAACGUCUGCGGGCUCUACGGAAAGAUGACUGAAAACCACUUGAAACUAGCACUGAUGGUUUUCCCCAGGACCAUAGAUCCCAGUUUCAACAAGAGUGUUUCCUCAGAUCCACACUGGGAUUUCUGGUUGCAGAGUAGCCAACGUGCAUAUUCAGAACAUGGUGGCUAAAGGUGGAAGAGGUACCCAGCCUCAAAUCUGUCCCCUGCCCUGUCCAAGCCAGGGACCUAACCUUGGCUCUCCUUCGUCCGAAGUGAUGCCUUGUCCCCCGGGCUUUGGAUUCACUUCUGUCUCCCUGAUUGGAUCUGGGUCACAUUAUAAAGUGAGAAUUUAUAGGGUAAGAGAAACUUAUUUUACAGCCUAAUAAUUAAAGAAGCGAAAGGCAAAGAAUCUGGCCUUUUUUAAAGCAAAAAAAGUGAACCCGACUGGCAGAAAAAAGAGCCGUUACUUAUCUGGUCCCAUUUGCAGGGCAAAACUGUCCCCCGGGUUGGCAGCUCCUUGGUGUUGAUUUCACUGUAUGUUCCUAAGUGCUGUUUCUUUGUAAUUGCUGUCAUUAUGUUGAUCAUGUAUUUUGAGCCUCAGCACCAGGCCUCCAGGGCAGCUCAGGUGCUGGUUCUGCUGUGAGCUUUGCCUCUUGCAGCCAAAGACGUGGAGAGCCCAAAGCACUUCAGGUGAGCCAACUGAUGGGUGAGCGGGUGCUGAAAAGGGAAGUUGACUCAUUUAGCACAGCACAGUGAUACGACUGUUGAGCCUGGAAGGGAGCCAAGAAGGGCUAGCUGGGGCUUGCUGGUUCUUUCCCAGCUCUGUUGCUGUUGGGCAUGUCAAGGAGCCUUUUUGCCUCAGCUUACCCACUUAAUUAAGUGGGUACAGUAUUACCUACCUCGUGGAGUGUUUUCUUGUGUUAACACUGAGCCAUCUUGGAUGAAGGUGUGGUGGUCUGUGUCAAGCUGUGCUGUAUAAAGGCAAAAUGCUGUUGCUUUGAGCGAAGCACUUCUCACUAUGACCCUUCAUCAGUACUUUGUCACCUGAACUUGGGUGGCGCUUCCUGGCAUCUGGCUUGCCUCACAAAAGCAGGAGCCCAAGGUGCUUUGCAGAGGUGCUUAUGGGUAGGAGUCCACGGGAGUAAGCUAGACGCACACGUAAAGAUCAGCAGUGCUGCUGCUUGUUCAGGUGGGUUGAAGAAAGGAUGUCUGGUGGGUUUUUCUUAGGAGGGAUUGCAGGACAUCUGGAGCCAGAGUUUCAGCAGCCAGCCUGACCAGGUAAUAAGAACCUUUCAGCAGCAAGUCCUGAAGAAAUGUAGGUGAAAACAACCUGCUCAUUUCUCAGCGCAGCUGUUGACUUGCCCACCAAAAGAGUUUCCUGAGCAGUCCUGAUGAUUUGGACUCUGACCUCUGCUGAGGUUUGGUGUGCAGCUUAAUGUGUGGUUACAGCCCUUCCGUGGGGGCUGCACAGCCCGUACCCACCCAAGUGAAUAAGGCUGUCAGUAACUGCAGGCAUCUAUGAAACACCUUGCGUGAAGAUGUUUUGAAAGAUCCUGCACUUUUCAUGGCUGAGUGGUCGCCUUCUUCAAACUGUGGGGAGAGUUGGAAGUAGAGCACCGUGAUCAAUGUUGAGGCUUUAGAAGUUAAGCAGGGACACCAGAAAACAAAAGAGGAGUGGCUUUAUGAAGUCGAGCUAGUGGUGAUGUAUCAGAGCAAGGCCUGUAGUCUUGUCUAGCGGGCUCCAGCAUAGAAUCACAGAACCAGGAAAAGUAUAACUUCCAAGCUGUGGAGCAUACAGUGGGACCUGUCUUCGGGCUAGUCCAUAGUGGCUAGAGCAAAUUGUAAAAGGAAACUGCAGAACUAGUGUGAAAUAAUAACUUGUGUUUGAAUUACUGUGUAAUAGCAACUAAUGUUCCACCAGUGAAUGGUGUAGAUGCUUUGUAUUGUUUUAUAAAAUAAAGAUUAUUUAAUUUUA
Athene cunicularia (burrowing owl) is the source of this 4380-nucleotide messenger RNA. Its product is annotated as transmembrane protein 136-like. The transcript is spliced from 3 exons. NCBI's taxonomy places the organism in Eukaryota, Metazoa, Chordata, Aves, Strigiformes, Strigidae. Bases 281 to 1024 code for a protein of 247 amino acids. The record is from RefSeq and is a predicted model, not a curated record. Gene Ontology annotation, cellular component: membrane.